GGCGAAGGAAGUCCGAUUGCUAGCGUGGGUUCUCUCCUUCUGUGUUCUACAUUGUUCCUGUGAGUAGAACAUACAGUUUGGCAGCACUUGUACAGCGACAUCUACUGGCAGAUAUUCAUGCUAACGAAUCUACUAAGGGAAACAUUAAGGAAAUUAUGCAGAACCCCAAGACAGUCCACUCACUUGAGUCUGGAAGAAGAAGCCCCAUGGGAUUAUUCGAAAAAUUCCAGAUAGAAUCAUCUAAUGAGUGCUGCAGUGACCCUUCCCUUCAUGCAGAACUUGGUCCUCCUGGGAAAUCUCCAUCCAAAAGCAAGAGCAAUGAUCCAAAGGAGAGCAGCUUGUCAUGGGAAAUGCCAAAGAAAGGAGCUGAUCAAGGAAAAACCAUGCACUGGGUAGUGAAUUCAAACACCCUCUGCCCUUUUAUUCGUGAGGAUGACAAAAGUUCCUCUUUCCAUCCCAGCGGUGUGAAAAAUGUGUUGUAUAAAGUGGAUUCCCCUUACAGGCUCCUAGGAUCUUGGGAGAAAGGUUAUAGGGAAAUACAGAAGCUAGAGGAGCUGGAAGAUACUUUGGAAGAAGAAGAUGUUUUUCCCAUUAAAAGUGAAACGAGUGGAACAAGUGAAACAAACAAAGAUUAUCAGGAACUUCCCUCCUUGAUACCUAGUAAUAUCAGAGGUUUUUUGGAACCAUAUGCAUCUGAUCUAAGUGUCAAAAAGAGGGCAAGAGAUCACUUGCAGGUGAUGGCUAGUCAUUCAGCAGACCCAAAGGGGAAGCCAACUAGAAAGACCCAUAUAUCAAAGAAAAAUCAUGCUCCUGCUCCAGUGGCUGCAGGUACCUUGGAAAAUGUGCGAACCACAACAGUGCAGGCACUAUCUGAUGUGCUUUUGAAAAGAGUUAAGGAGGCGCCAGACCUUGAUGUACAGGAGGAAACCUUGUUGAAUGCCGCUAAGAACAUUGAACAAGAGAUCUUUGCACUUUUUUACCAUACUGAUGCAAGAUACAAAAAGAAAUAUAGGAGUAUUCUAUUCAAUCUGAAGGACCCCAAUAAUAAGGUUCUCUUCCGCCGCCUUGUUCUAGGAGAGAUCACCCCACAGCACUUAGCUUCUCUGAGCUCAACAGAAAUGGCAGGAGAUGAGUUAACCAAUUGGAGGAAUGAGGAGAAAAAACAUGUCCUGGAUAUGAUCGAAAAACAAGAGAGAGAGCAUCAGCAAAUUCAGGUCACCAAGUUAACCCACAAGGGUAUUAUAGAAAUUGAUACAAAUCCUGAUCAAAACUGGAGUUUGGAGGAUCUUAUAGGAUCUAAUUGGCUGUCUGAUGCAGCUACUCUGGCAAAUAAGGGUAAUAGAGAUAGCACCUUACAACACAAAAGUCACCUCCUGGAUCUUGACUGUCUCAUUUGCACUGGGCAAGCAAAUCCUACGGACCAAUUAAGCCAGCAGACAUGUACACGUCUAUAUACCACACAAAUGCAGCUAUCCAACUGUCUAGAAGAUGGGAAUAAUUGUUCCCCCAAUUCUGGAAAGAAAGGCCAGAGCAUGUAUGAGGGUAUUCCAUGCACAUCAAAAAUGACUACAGAAGAAACAGGCUUGUGGAAAGGCUACAUCCAGAUGUUCUCUAUGAAACAAUUCAAAGUUACAGCCUAUAAAGUUUGUGGAUACAGCACCCAACUCUGUCAGGAACUGCCAAAGGUAAUAACAUCUAAAGGCUGCAUCUCUCCUGAAUCUGUCUGGGAAUAUGUGGAUCUCAUCUGGCCUGGCUGCUCUCAGGAUAUGUGCUUGAUCAGGUUCAGCCCAAAGAGUUCUCAUGAUGCCAUAGGAUACACUCGUCUUUAUUCAUACUUAAGUCGUAAACUAAAAUAUGGGAUCAUUAGAAGUCACAACAUGGAGGCCUUUGUGGUUCCUCUGUCCGCUAGCCAGCCCAUCCCCCACAGACUACACCCAUUGGGUGGACCAGGUUUGGAAGAUAACCAUCCUAUGCUGCUCAUCGCUGUGCUCCUUCCAUGCCAUCCAUCCUGGACAUCUUGUCCUAGAAGAAAGUCCAAAAAGCAUAAAAAAGUGGUGGAUAUCCCUGAUGACAUUUUCUCUGAAAUCUUAGCAGAUGUGGAAAGAGAAGAGAAGGAGAUGUUGGGGCAGGGUCUCAUAUCGCCAUGCACAUCCUUUAUUAAACAGGGCCCCCCUGAGUUUGAAGGUGUGGGGGAUGAAGUUGCUAUGCAAGAGAUCAGGAAUAGUCUGCAGUAUUUGACAAAAUAUUUACAAUUCUUUGGACAAAAUCCUGGGAUUGCUGGAGAAUUUGAAGGUGUUAAUAUCAUACCUAUGGCCCAGCAAUAUAGUUUUACACCAGCAGCUCCCUCUUUUUCUACAUGGCCCAUGCACUCUUUAUCUGGGCAACCUAGUCUCUAUGAUAUGGUAUCUCCUGUUGAGUCUCCAUAUCCAGUAUCUUAUGACUUUGCAAAUCAGUCUGCCUUUGCACAUCUUUUGUCUUAAACCAGGUAACCAUUGCCUUGUGUUUCAAAAUGGCUGUAACUUUUGAAAGAAAUGUGAAAGAGUUUUAUUUCAAAAUGGUGGACACCAAAAUACACAGUAUUUGAUUUUCUUAUUAUUUAAUAAGUAUAUUAUACUUUAUACUUUAUUUUUGACCCUAUAACUUAACUUGCCAGUAAUUAGGGAUACACCAAUUCCACUACUUUGCCAUUUGGCCAAACCCCCGAAUCCUUCAUAAAAGAUUCAGAAGAAUACCGUUCCGAAACAGACCCCUUAUUUGCAUAUGCAAAUUAGUCAACACAUGGUUAAAUAUUUUCAACUUUCAUGUUUAUACGAUAUAUGUUAUAUCAGUUACAUGAUUUUUAGGAUUUGGUUCGGCAGGCACGUACAUUCACCCGAAUCCGAAUCCUGCUAAAAAAAGCUCAAGCUUGGCCAAAUCCUGAACCAAAUUCUGGAUUCGGUGCAUCCCUACUAGUAAUACACUAUAUGGCAAGCUACCCAGUACUUGCUUCUUUAUUUUAUGUUUAUUUUUCAGCUUAUACCCGCAAACAUAUACCCUUAAAUAUGUAAAAAAACUAAGUGUUUCUUACUUUGGACAGGGAUUUAGGUUUGUUAAUGUUCUUUUUGUUGAAUUUUUAGUAAAAUGGAGAAUCAUGCUAUAUUCACAGGCUUUUAGAUGUUUAUGUGUAUAUAUAUCUAUAUGUAUACAUUUCAAAAUAUCUUCUCUGCUACAUAAACAGUCUUAUUUCAAGUCUCUGAAUGGAAAUAUGAAAAAGGAAUAAUAAAUCAUUGCUCUUGUUAUACCUCC
Xenopus tropicalis (tropical clawed frog) is the source of this 3285-nucleotide messenger RNA. RefSeq names its product SPOC domain containing 1 (gene spocd1). Lineage: Eukaryota; Metazoa; Chordata; Amphibia; Anura; Pipidae. The record is from RefSeq and is a predicted model, not a curated record. Gene Ontology annotation, biological process: DNA-templated transcription. Bases 156 to 2480 code for a protein of 774 amino acids. The transcript is spliced from 15 exons. Gene Ontology annotation, cellular component: nucleus.